GAAUCUUCCCCAGGUUUCGUUUGUUCUUUCAAGCACUGACUUUAAAAACCUGCGACCAUAAGCACGCAGUAACCCUCCCCGACCCCGCGUCGCAGGCCUCCGCUAGCCAGAGCUCUCGCGACCGCUCGGGGGCCGACGCGCUGCCUCUUCCGGCCCGCGGGCUCCGCUCGGCUCUUCCCGGCUCGCUGGGCCUUCGGCUCUUUCCGGAGCCACUUGCGGCAGGCUGCGGAGGCGCUGCGGACGCGGGCUGCAGAUGUCGGACCGGCGGGCGGCUGAGGGGCCGGGCGUCUGGAGCCCCGCAGCCCGCCGAGGGCCGGCGCGCGGCGUCGCGGACGGCCCGGGAGUGGAGGGGAGCCAGGCGGCCGCCUCAGACAAUGAAGAUCUAGAAGUCACCAAGGUCACUUCUGUAGCAACUUCUGCCUCUGAUCCAGAACCCCAUUCCUCACCCUACAGGCCACAGAUGGUAUCUCCGGUGAGGGAGGAUGCCACAGAAGAUCAGCAGAAGGCAGCCGGUGCCAUGGAGGCACAGGCCUCAGUGGAACAGGAAUUGCUGUCUGCAGACCAGGCCCAGGUCCUCAGCAAGAUGGCCAAGUACCAUGGUCUGCCAAGGUCUGGGGACAUCGUUAUGAUCCAGUCUGAGCACACAGGAGCUGUAGAUAUUCUUUCAGCUGAUUUGGAAUCUGCAGACCUUCUGGGGGACCACAGGAGAGUCUCCCCUCCUCUGAUGGCUCCUCCGUGCAUCUGGACCUUUGCCAAGAUGAAGGAAUUCAAAAGCAAGCUGGGCAAAGAGAAGAACAGCCGUCUGGUGGUGAAGCGGGGUGAGGUGGUGACCAUCCGGGUACCUACCCACCCAGAGGGGAAGCGUGUCUGCUGGGAGUUUGCGACCGAUGACUAUGACAUUGGCUUUGGAGUUUACUUUGACUGGACCCCUGUAACCAGCACUGACAUAACGGUGCAGGUCAGUGAUUCCAGUGAGGAUGAGGAUGAAGAUGAGGAGGAAGAGGAGGAGACUGAAGACCCUGUCCCAGCUGGAGACGUGGAGCGAGGCUCCAGGAGCUCCCUGCGGGGCCGCUAUGGGGAGGUCAUGCCUGUGUACCGGCGGGACAGCCACCGAGACGUGCAGGCCGGCAGCCACGACUACCCUGGCGAGGGCAUCUACCUGCUCAAGUUCGACAACUCCUACUCCCUGCUGCGCAACAAGACUCUCUACUUCCACAUCUACUACACCAGUUGAAGGCCCGCUGGGACAGUGGGUAGGCGGUGUUCGCUGGCUGGAGCAGGCUGCCAGCUGGGGCCUCUUGUUUUGGAUAGGCAAGAGCUAAAAGUUGAGCGUGGGGCUCCCGACCCUCACGCCCUGGCCGGCUGCCUGACUGUUGACCCCAUGUAGCUUUUCCCCCUCCCAGGCUUCUGCAGAUGGUGGUAUAGUGCCCCUGUUCCGUGGUCCCUGACUCACGCUCUUCUGGCUUUAGACUCCAGCAAAAUCUCUCUGUGGAGGAAACCAUCAGGCAAAAGCCUGAAAGGAAGUUGGGUGUUGCCUUUUAAAAAUAGGUUUGUUUUGGUACAAGGUGUAUUAUUUCAGUUGCUGUUCUCUUCUCUUCCAGAGCCUUUAUUGCAGAUGUGUUUAGUGACCCACUCUCUUCACGUUUUGAAAGGGCUGGAAGAGGGCAAAGCGCUUUGUCCAUGAAGGACCCCAGUUUCCUGGAUGGAGAAAGCUCUGUCCAGCCUCUCACCACUGCCAUAUUCCCACCUGCGGUUUCUCUGUGGUCUCUAGCACGGGCUGGGGGCCCUCACUGCCUUUGGAGGGGUGCUAUUAGUCCUGAUGGUUUGACUCCGCCUCUUUCUCUCCUCUUUUCCCUUUUCUAAGUCUGUGUCUUUGCCAUUACAGCAAGAACUUCCAUGCAAUCCAAAAUGAUGAUCACUGUAGUCUAAGAUCUUCUGGGAAGAAAAACUGCCUCCAUCACUCCCUAUUUCAAGAGGCAUUGGUGGUCGAAGCGGAAAGGGUGGAAAUUAGGUACUGGAUUGAUGUCAGAACCCACAUUUUUGAAAGUCAAGUAUUACUAAAUUAUUAUUUUUUGUAUAAUCAAAGAAGGAGGGGUACAAUCUGAGAGAGGAGGUUAAAAAAACAAAGAAAACAACACUCCAGAUUCCUCACGAUUUUUUUUUUUUUUUUUGGUCUUUAGGAGUGUUAUUUAGAAAUUUUGCUUUGGAACCAGUCAGAUUUCCAGAGUUUCUGGAUUUAGGUUUCUUGCAUUGAGGGCUCAAAGCUUUUGGUGUUCAAAGUCUCUCAGGAAAGGUGAUAAUGAAACUUCACUGUUGCUGCUGGUGUAUUUGUUCUUUAGUCCCUGGUGACCGCAUUUUCCACCCUGUGAGCCCUGAGGCCCAGGGUGCUGCAGCCAGUGUCACCAGAGCAGUAGGGUGUCCAGGCCCCCAGUGGAGAAGGGGGCAGAGAAGGGACCACUGCGAUUAUCUGUACCUCCUUCUUUCUUAUCCCUUGUGUCAAGCCUGUUACUGCCUUAGGAUUCUGAGGAAUAAUUAGAUUUAUUUAUUACUUUAUUUAUUUUUAAAGCACAUUUCAUUUUGCCUUUGAAACAGUUUCCGUCUGUUUCUCAGAAGGCUUCCAUCUGCUGUGAGCCAUUGAGGGCACCUCUUCUGUGGAGUUAAAGCUGACGAUUUCAGGAGAAGUGGGGAAGGGCUAAUGUUCCACUCCUGCAGGUCAGUCCUGUGAUGCUUUGGGAGGAGUCCGCCCCUUCUCAGAUGGAUGAGUUACGCCAGCUUACCCCAGCACUCCCUGUUAGGAAUUCUAGAUUGUGAGGGGAUCUGCCCAUUUGCCCCAGAUUGUGCAGAGGACUUGACUAGCCAACCAGAGGCAUCCUGUGAUUCUAGGACUUCAAAGUCCUUUGCCUACUCUGAGGAGUCAGCUUCUUCACGAUGUUUCCUUUAGCUCAUUCAUUCCUUGUGUGGGUGCCUCACACCAGGCCUUCCCUCUGCACAGAAGCAGAAACUCAAAGAACAGGGCUUCUCACAAUAGGUCUGUAGUGGCACCUACGUUAUGAACAAAGGGCGAUACAGCCGCACCUUCUGUUCCUCUGGGGGCAAAGCCCCAAGUAGGAGAGGAUGCUGUGGACCACCAUAGCAUCCCCAUCCUCUGAGCGGCCUCAUACCUCCAUUAUUGUAUAUUUGAGUGCAUUUUAUAGAGGAUUAUACUGGCCCAAAUUUAUAUACCUUGUAAGAAGUUAGAAAUUAUUUUAGUGACUGCCUAUUUGGGCGGUGAAAGCAAACUUGCUGUGCGUCAUCCCAUCUGGUAGCUGUAUGACUGCUCUUUUCAUCACUGAAGUUGAAUCAUGCCUUAGCUAAUUGAAUAGAAUCUUUAUAAAAUAAUUUUCUACUGAGCUGUUCUCCAGUCAGCUAAAGGCUGGCUUAUUUUUCCUGUUUAUUAUUAACUUCUGACUUUCUCUUAAAAUGGAGCUGUCAGGCCAUUGGAAGCUCCCUGGGAUAACAUUUAUUGUUGUUCAUUUUUGCCAUCAGAGCCUGUACUUAUUUUCUUUGGAAUCCUAGUUCUGUGGCAUCAGGGAAGCCUGAGGGACUUGUUCCCAUUGCCUCUGUGUGCCUCUUAUUGUCUGGUCACUUUUGAAGUCCUGGACAUUGUUACAUUUCAUUCUGUACUGGUGUUUCAUUAACAGUCAGUGCUUCUUUGAUCAAUUCACAAAAAAUAGGUAAAUUAAUUCACCAUCUAAUUAAUUCACUAUCCUAUAUUAAGUAUCUGAAAUUAUUGAACUUUAGGGACAAAAUAUUACUUACUGAACACAGGUAAUUACUGAGAAUUUCAUAGUCCACCAGACCCUAAGAGGUGUCACUUCCUUAGUCUCUCCCUGUCUGAGUUUACAGAACCAAACAAUCAAAUGAAAAUCGUUGCUUUCACCUUCACCCUCUUCUUUAGAGGAUAAAUAAAUAUUAACAUACAAUGGAAAGAAGGUACUUCAUAGUAGGAGAGAGACUGGAAGUCUCUCCACAGAGUGGUUGAGUUCUUAAGUUUCUUCAGUUUGUUUAGUUUUGCUACUUUGUUGAGAGACAGGGCUUUUAGAAAGUUUAGAGUAUUAAUUUUUCCCAACAUUUUAUUUUGAAAAAUUUUCAGCAAACAAAAUUUAAAAGAGGGCUUCCCUGGUGGCGCAGUGGUUAAGAAUCCGCCUGCCAAUGCAGGAGACACGGGUUCGAGCCCUGGUCCGGGAAGAUCCCACAUGCCGUGGAGCAACUAAGCCCGUGCGCCACAACCACUGAGCCUGCGCUCUAGAGCCCGCAAGCCACAACUACUGAAGCCCGCGUGCCUAGAGCCCGUGCUCCGCAACAAGAGAAGCCACUGCAAUGAGAAGCCCGCACACCACAACAAAGGGUAGCCCCCGCUCUCUGCAACUAGAGAAAGCCUGCGCGCAACAGUGAAGACCCAACACAGCCAAAAUAAAUAAAAUAAAUUUAAAAAAAAAAAGAAUGUUUAAAAAAAAAAUUUUUAAGAAGUAUAUAGUAAGCACCCUUAUGUACAUCCAGCACAUAGAUUUUAAAAUUAUAAACUGCUAAGUUUUAAACAAAGAUGAUUCUGCCAUUCUGUUCCUUUUGACAAGUAUCCAAUAGAGUAUAUUCCCUGCACAGACAUCAGCUCUCCUAUGUCAGAGAGCUCCUGGUUUAUUAGCAGAAUUAUUUCAUUCAAUGCCAGUUACCUGGGGAGGUGGUCCUCAUAAAAAUGUUUCUUGGUCUCCAUCUUUCAAAACUCAUGCUGUAUUUCCCCUCUCCCUCAGGCCAUAACUUCUCAUGUUUUCUUCUCUACCUGGCAUGUCAGACUGAAGGUAAUUGUGAAACUGCUCUGGAAGGACUUUAUUCUAAUCUCUGUUGCUUUCCAACACAUCCUCAGGACUCUGAAAUUAAAACUCAAUCCUCAGAUAAUAUGUAGCUUUAAAAGGGAAGUAGGUAGCAACUUGAAAUUAGGCCAUUCUUAGUUAUUUUUUUCUUAAUUGAUUCAUGCACUUUAAAAAUAUUUUUAUCUGUUAUUUAGGAAAGAAAAUCUUAGACUUUUAAAAAGUAUAUAUUGUCCCUUAUAAUAUGUAUAUGGAAGAGUUAAACCUGAAAGCUCACUGUCUUAUCUUGAUCACUGGGUUUAGAUAUUGUUGUAAAACAUCAUUUAUAGAAAAUAUGUGUUUGCAUGUUUUUGAUGAGCCCUAUCCAGUCCCUCUUUGAAAGAAUUAGGUGAGGCCCAAACCCUAAAGUCUGUAUUUUUAUAUUUAUUUUAAGACUGCUUUUCUGCAAAAGGUUGCCUUUUAACCCCAGAGUAUAAGGUUCUAAGGUACAGAGCUGAGUGACCCUAACAUUUACACAAAAGGCUAUUGUUUUAGAGGAAGGGGCAAGAGUGAAACAGUUCAUGCAGCUUGUGAACUGCCUUUUUACAUUGAUAGUAAGGAAUGAAAACAAUGAGAGGAAGAGAGAAAAGCUAUCAAAUGUAUCCCAGAAUUCUGCUCAUAUCCUGAUUUUGUGUAGUUCUUUAGUUUGUAUUUCAUCCGUUGGAAUUGUUCUUUAGGCCAGAAGCCUCACUGGUUCUCACUGUGCUUGUUGGAGAAAUCCCAAACCUACCUGUCUUUUCCAACAGGAUCGAAUUUAGAAAUAUUUUUGAGUAGGUCUCCUCUGCUAAGUGUAAUCCUGACCUGAAGAUUGAUUUCAUCUCUAUAUUCUCUGAGACUUGUGAGUCCAGUGCCAUGAAAAAAAGAUGGUGAGUUUAGAAAGAGGCUAGGAGGAGUUCCAGCUGUGUCACUGUAGCCUCAGUUGGUUUUGACUAUGGCUAAAAGGGGAUGAAACAGGUUAAUUUUGACCAACAUCCCAGAAGAGCCUCAAGCCACAAGAGUGUGUUUGUGAACAAGCUCUGCCCUCUGUAGGCUGACUUCCCUGUGAGGUGUAGGAAUCACCAUCUUCUUUAAUCUGUGUGGGACAGUCAUACACACAGCAGGCAAUGGGACCAACCAAACAGACACAGUUUGUUCUUCAUUUUAGAGCUUCCAUUUAGAAUUUCUCUCGGGUCUAAAAGGUCCAAAUCAACCACUUUAACUAGUCUCUUUCCACCUGGCCAAAAGUGUAGACCUUUUAGAAACCUGAAUUUGCUAGAAAAGGAAAGAGCACCAUCCAUGUAGAAUCUCAGUGGUUGAAAAGGGAAAGUGAGUUUCUGUCUGAAGGAAGGUGAUUUCAUUUUUUGUUGUUGUGAGGGGUAGCUUGCUAAGGGAUUUAUGCUCUUUAGAGAGCAAGUCAUUGUAUUCAUUGUAUUUGAUUGUGCUCAUGGAGCCAUGAUGCAUGAUUGUUUGGGGAGUAAAUAGGGAAUGGGUGUCUAAAACCAGUCACAAGUUGGGUGCUUUCCAGCAACCCAGUAUAUGGUGAAUAUUCAUAUGGCCAAAGUCCCAAUUUUCAUGCACAUGGGAUCCUGCCCCUAGGCCUUCAUUUCCACACAGCUGAGAGGUAAAGAGAGGGACUAGGCCCCCCUCCACUUCUCUUAUUUAUGGUAUUGUUUAGCACUGGCAGCAUGGUAUCCAAGGCCUCAGUUUACCUGGUUAACCAGAAUUAAAUAACGUGAGUUGAGUAGAUAAAGGCAAUCAACCUAGGUUGGAAGUAGGGCUGAGGAGGGAUUAUGACUUAUAGUCCCACAUUGGGGGAGCUGGGUAACUCGUGUAUGACUGUGUGGUUGGAACUCUUAUUAACUUUACCAGGUGAGUGAAGAGGAUGUGAUAAUGCUAUGCUGAUGAGGACGACAAAUUAAUUGAGUUGGCUAAGAAAUAGAGCAAGGCCUCCAUCUACGGGAAGUAGAUUCUGUCACCAGCUAUGAGUGGAAUCUCAGAGUGAGCGUGAGCUCUGCAGGUUCUCAGAGUCUGGCUUCAGAGCCCACUAAAGGAACCAGUCUUCUGUGGGCAGUGACUCUGGCUUUCUGCAAAGGAGAACCUCCUGGGAAUUGGUUCCUGGUGGUCUCUUUUCUGGGAAUGGGCGGAGACACCCCAGCAAGAGCUGCUUUGGCUCUCUUGGUACCUGGUUAUGGUCAAUGUUGCCCCUUUGCUCUGUCCAACCAGUCCAGCACCUGUGGGCAUUCCUUUGACAUCUACCCAGUUAUUUAGGUAGUGAGGUUAGGGUAGGAUUUGGGACCUAAAGGGUGAGAGAAACUUAGCUAAGUAUUGCGUGGCCAGAUUUCAGAAAUCACUGCUCCCUCUGGGGUGUUGCAUGUCCCUGCUGGAACCAAGAAGGCCAAACAAAACUCCUCCUAUUUAAAAGUCUUGUCACCAACCUGAGAAAACCCAAUUAAUUGCCUAAAGCCUUGAUAGUGGGGUUUAUUUACAGUCAGUCCCUCAAAAACUAAGUCCAAAGGCACAAGACUCUGGCUUUGAAAUUAUUUGUAGUCCCAGUCACUGGUUUGAACUCAUGAUCUGAUUUCUUUUAGUGCCCCAGGCAUGUGGACCACAGUUAAUUUCAUGGCUGUUCUUCACUCUUAAGAGAUAAGAAAAAGGUGCCCCAGAAGUCUAGAGAUACAGGCUUUUUCAAAAUUAAAUUCCACAGUUUUCUGUCAUUUUAAGCAGAUAGUUUUGACUUAUCUAGGGAUAAAAUAAUAUAUGUGAAAUGAUUUCCAGGGGACAAAAUGUAUUUUCUAAAUGUUCUGAUAUAGGGUCAUGAAAAAUUGUUAAGUUUUGGUUUGAAAUAUUAUAGUAUAUGGGAUUACAGAAGAGCCCUUAACGCACCGUCAUGUAAAGGAGCUCUCUUCCUGAACUCUUCCUCUCACUCAGGUUUGAAAUGCCUCAUCUGUAAUGUUACCUGUAAGUGAUUGUUAUUGUUGGUUUUCAGGUUCAGGCAAGAAUCAUCUGGAAAACAUUAUCCUAAUUCCUUCUCUCAUGUCCUAAGCAGUACAUUUUACUAAGAAAUUCUGUAUUAAAAACAGUAACAGCCCUUUCUGAGAUUAUUGUCCCAUAAAUGAAUUUGUUUUUAUUUAAUCAAGUUGAAUUAUUUCCAUUUAGCCAUGUUCAAGAGCAAGUAAAGUCUGGAGAAAGCAAUCCAGUAACCCAUGAAUCUGGUGUACCCAUUUCCCUUAAUAAUGGGAAGUGUUUUGAAAUCCCCAGAAGAAAGCUGCUUUGUAAUUAAAGUGAUGGAUUAUAAGGAAGCCAGACUUUGGGUAAGGAUUUCCCUAAACUACUUUAUGCCAUUUAGCUUAUAUUUCUGAAAGGCCUGCUUUGGUGCCAUGCACUGAGAUCUAUCAGUUGAUUGAAAGAUGAUCACGCUUUCUUGGUAAAUAUUUAAGCAACUGGCAACCACAACGGCAUUCUUUCCUUAUCGUUCUGUAUCAUGCACUGAUGCUGACGUUACAAAAAGGGGUCUGGAAGGGAAACAGUGUCACAGUCUUUUCUUUAAAAUCAAAGUAUCCCAAGCAAUCGUUUAUUGAGGUCAACUUGUUUUACAUGUACCCUAUCAUGAGGAAUGCUGUCAGCAUCUCCUAUGAUUUCUAAGAGCUCUGACCAAAAUUGUUAUUUGUUAUGUCCUGCUGAGUGGUUUUUCCUUUAAAACACCAUACUUUUACCACCCUGUGGCACUGAAUGUGUUGCUGAGAUACAUAGAUGAUCCUGAGCUAUGGUUCCUGAAAUAGCUCAGUUCUUUUGUUUUUAUAUUAUGUAACAGUUUUGUGAUGCUUUUGUGCAUUCUUUGUCUUCUCUUCUGAGUUUUGG
This is a messenger RNA of Eubalaena glacialis (North Atlantic right whale), 8720 nucleotides long. RefSeq names its product transmembrane p24 trafficking protein family member 8 (gene TMED8). Bases 254 to 1234 code for a protein of 326 amino acids. Lineage: Eukaryota; Metazoa; Chordata; Mammalia; Artiodactyla; Balaenidae. The transcript has 6 exons. The record is from RefSeq and is a predicted model, not a curated record.